Molecule: messenger RNA, 1506 nt
Organism: Diaporthe amygdali
Lineage: Eukaryota; Fungi; Ascomycota; Sordariomycetes; Diaporthales; Diaporthaceae
Product: nkyrin repeat protein
Exons: 5
Coding region: 1-1506 (501 amino acids)
Source: RefSeq, a predicted model, not a curated record
AUGCGUCUACCCAGACCCUGGACUUUGUUCCAGGCGUUGUGCCUUGUGGCGCCUCUCGCUGUCCAGGCAGCACCGAACCCCGACCCAUCUCCCGCCCCCGAUCCACUGCUGGUCCCUCAGCCAGUUCCUGAACCCGAGGCAAAAGAUAUGGUCGUUCCAGCUGUUCCUGCACUCAUGGGAUGGAUUGGUUCUAUAGGCGGUCUCUUAGGGAUUAUAUCUUUUACGGAAACCUACAUCACCAAGAUUAUUAACGCCAUCAAUAAAGAGGUCAAGAAAGCCGAGGAGAAGAAGGAGAAAGCACCGUGGGCAGUCGCAGUCGCGGUUGGGCUUGACGGCUCAGGCUUAAAGGGAGCCCAAGGCGACUUCCCCCAGGUCUGCUUAUGGAACGCACAUGGCCAACUGUUAGGCUUUAACAAGCAGAAUCUCAAGUUGUAUACCAAACACAAAGGCAAAGGGGAGUUUGAGGCUUCACAAGAACGGCCAGAAGGAAUGCCUGAGAUCCUGAACGGCGGAUUUCAGACUGUAGCAAUUCCUUCAGCACCAGGCCAAGAGGGUCUGAGGGGCAACCAGGCAGCAUAUGUUACCAUGAUCAAGCGGAGUUUUGACGCCAUCUGUGUGGCAUCUGUUCACGUCCAGUGGCCGGACGGGACUAAUUGGGCCUUUGACGGAACCUGGGGCCGUGCAGCGAACAUCAUACCAGAAGACGGCAUCCCAGAAGGAGACCGCCUCAAUGAAGGGAUGCGGAAGAAUGAGGUGGAUCAGUACCGUGUCCCACUUGGAGUCAAAUUCCACCUUCCGUCAUAUAAAGUUCCGAAUUACGGAGACAGGCUCGACGACUUUAGCUUGGACGACUUUGUCUUAAACCCGGCAAGGCAACUUUGGUUCUACAACUCUUUGCGAAAACGAGUACGCCGCGGCAAUCCGGUUCUCCCCCUCAUGCAUCCUCAUGAAGACGUCGCCCAACAUAACCCUCGGCUUAUCUGGGAGGAUGAGUUCGAACAGGACAUACCCGUGGAUUGCUUAACAGACUGGUAUUACGACGAAUGGGACAAGUUCAUUAAUCCGGCCGACGGGGACAGGUGCAAAUGGGCACCAUCACUUCCAGAAAUUCUGAAUGACCGAAUAUAUCUACCAUGUCAUCCCUGGAAGAGAAAUGCCGAAGACGACCCCGAGGCAGCCUUUGCCACACCACCACUGCAAGAGCGGCACGCGCGCACCCUGGUCAACGACAAGAACCACCGCGGCGGCAGCGGCGCCAGGGAGCUCUGCGAGAGCCCCCACUCGGUCGGGCCCAGCUACGCAAACCACCUCGAGCGCGUCUUCUGCCACAUGGAGGACAGGACGCUGUGGCCCUUCUGCGACAGCGCGGCUGGGGUCACCCACGGCUGCUUCGACACCGAGUCGGAGGUCCUGGUGGUGGAGAACGCGCCUCUUGCCAAGCGCACCGUCUACUGGGAUGCCAUCGAGGACUGGGAUUCAGGCGAGAGGUCCAAGAGGGCUGCCUGA